Colias croceus (clouded yellow) is the source of this 2410-nucleotide messenger RNA. RefSeq names its product proline-rich extensin-like protein EPR1. The record is from RefSeq and is a predicted model, not a curated record. Lineage: Eukaryota; Metazoa; Arthropoda; Insecta; Lepidoptera; Pieridae. The coding region runs from base 14 to 2410 and encodes 798 amino acids. The transcript has 10 exons.
UUGGAGUGACAAGAUGUAUUAUUUUAAGUUUGUAUUCGUCCUCUUGCUGUUUGAGCCUCAGUCCAUCUUCUCUCAUACCAUUGCUAAGCCAGAGGAUCAGUCUGCACAUGACAGGAGAAAGAGAGAAAUAAAUGAUGUGAAUAUUCCAGCAGCGCCAACUCUACCCGAUCUUAAUUUAAAUGAAUUACCCAGCGACGUUCGAAAAAUCUAUGAAAACUCCCCAGAUUUUGCCAAAUUUUUCGGAGGAAGUGAUGACAAUGACGAUUCUGCUGUUCCCAAAGAAAAUAAUAACGAAAUACCGCCAGCCCCUAAGAUUGUGGAACAAAGACCUGAUGAGGAAGAACCUGCCGAUAGUGCUAUCACUAGUGUCAUAGUAGCAAAACCAGCUGUAAAAUCUACUGAAGAAGAAAAUGUACCUAUACAUCAUACCAAUGUCAUAGUACAACAACCUGUUAUAAUUGAACCUCCUAAUCUCGUCAAUGUUAUAAAAAAUAGCAAUGAAGAUGACAGUAAUUCUAAACCUUUUGUUAAUAAUGCAAAUAGUGGAGAACCUCUGGACGAUUUUAAAAAUAAAGCAAUCGCCAUGUUUAACAAAAUGCCAAAUAAAGAGGAAAAGCCAAAAACGUAUGGAAUGGAUUUAGUAGGAAAUAAGGGAGUUGUAUGGAAUGAUUUGGACGAAACUCCCGUUGGAACCGACAAUGUAGGUGUACCGAGCGUUAACACAUAUAAACCUCAAGAAACUGAAGAAAAUAAUAAAACUUCAAAAAAUAUUAUAUAUGAGUAUCCUAAGGAAAGCGAUAGUGCAAUACCCGUAGUAACAAAAGAGGUGACACAGCGUCCCGUGGUAGUUUACGUAGAUAAAGUACCAGAAAGUAAAAAACCCGUUGAAAUUGAUUCCGUUGUAGAACCUUCUCAGCCAGUCGUAAUCGAACCGAAGCCAGAACCAAUUAAUUACGUCGUGGAAAAACCUGAGCCAGAUUAUAACAGCUAUGAAAACACAAUUGUUAAACCCAAAAACAACGAACCAGACAGUAAUGUUCUGAAACAAUCAUUUGAUAAUCUCCUUAAACAGAUUCCUCCCGUCAAACCGUUUAGACCACAGGCAGUUUAUAAACCAAAGGUUGAGGCUCAGCCAGUCAUAAUCGAACCGAAGCCAGAACCAAUUAAUUACGUCGUGGAGAAACCUAAGCCAGAUUAUAAUAGCUAUGAAAACACAAUUGUUAAACCCAAAAACAACGAACCAGACAGUAAUGUUCUGAAACAAUCAUUUGAUAAUCUCCUUAAACAGAUUCCUCCCGUCAAACCGUUUAGACCACAGGCAGUUUAUAAACCAAAGGUUGAGGCUCAGCCAGUCAUAAUCGAAGCGAAGCCAGAACCAAUUAAUUACGUCGUGGAAAAACCUAAGCCAGAUUAUAAUAGCUAUGAAAACACAAUUGAUAAAUCCAAAAACAACGAACCAAACAGUAAUGUUCUGAAACAAUCAUUUGAUAAUCUCCUUAAACAGAUUCCUCCAUUUAAACCGUUUAAACCACAGGCAGUUUAUAAACCAAAGGUUCAAAAUCGUCCUUCUUAUGUUAAACCAGCUCCAACUAAUAAUGUUAUUAUAGUACCGGUUCAACCUGAGCAUCAAAACACAUAUGUUUAUAAGCCUAGAAAGGAAAGCCAUCCUAUUGUAUAUCACAGGGCUACUAGAAAACCUUACAAACCCACAUACAUUGUAAAACCUCAUUAUACACAUGAAAGAAAACCGGUAAAGAAGUAUAGAGAAAGAUCUCAUAAACCAAUGUAUGAUGAAGACAAGCUUAGGAGAUCUUUUGCGAACCUUAAUAAUCAGUUAAAUAAUAUGCAGUCGAAAUCUAAGCCCGUCCAGGAACUACCAGGAACAUAUGGAAUGAAUCUACAUAACGAUAAAGGAUACAUGUGGAAUGACUUGAAUCCGCCACAAGAUACAGUUGUUAAUUUUGGUGAAGGUGAACCUAAGAAUAAACCAGCACACGAAGGUAAUUACGUGGCACCGGAAUCUACUGAAGCAACCGAGCCAACAUCACAGUCAGCCGAACCCAACAGUUCUGCAGAAUCUCAAUCAAAUGAGCAACCAUCUUCGUCAAAUCAGCAACCUUCAUCAUCAAAUGAGCAACCAUCUGAAGCGCAUAAAAAACCAUCUCCGUCAUAUGGAAAACCAUCUCACCCGCAUAAGAGACCAUCGCACACAAGUGAAGCGACUAAGAAUCCUGCUACAGAGAAACCGAAGGAGGAACAUCGUCAACCAGAAAAACAUUACCCAACUAAACAUAAGCAAGAACAUCAGAAACCUACUGAAAAACCUAAAGAAAGUAAACACGAACCUACAAAGAAAGAAAAGCCUGAAAAUCAAGAGAAAAACCCACAGGUACAUAUCAUAUUAAAAUAA